AUGGACACAGACACAGGCAUGCACCAAAACCAACACAACAACCAACAGUUCAAAAUCCAGCACCACAACAACCAACACAACAACCAACAGUUCAAAACCCUGCACAGCAACCAACAGUUCAAAACCCUGCACCACAACAACAACCAACAGUUCAAAACCCUGCACAACAACAACCACAAACAGAGCAAGGACAUAAAAGAAGUAGAGAAAAAGGAAACCAAGAAUUCUUAA
Trichomonas vaginalis G3 is the source of this 231-nucleotide messenger RNA. RefSeq lists its product as uncharacterized. Bases 1 to 231 code for a protein of 76 amino acids. The transcript has a single exon. The record is from RefSeq and is a predicted model, not a curated record. Lineage: Eukaryota; Parabasalia; Trichomonadida; Trichomonadidae.